Molecule: messenger RNA, 1207 nt
Organism: Tribolium castaneum (red flour beetle)
Lineage: Eukaryota; Metazoa; Arthropoda; Insecta; Coleoptera; Tenebrionidae
Exons: 3
Coding region: 296-799 (167 amino acids)
Source: RefSeq, a predicted model, not a curated record
UAAAUUUCUAGUUACGCCACUGUUCAUUCUCGUCCAAGAACACUAAAGGUCGUCUGCGUAUUUGGAUCUGGAUUAUUUAAUUUCAAUUUGCUUCCUGCUGAAGUCAUUCCCACUUCGCAGUAAUUACUCAUGGGUUACGCCCAUCUCUAACCCAUGUGACCCAUUUUUUCCUGCAGUGCCUUAAAUUUAAUAAGUGUCCUUGUGUUCUUCGCCAGCGACAAAUAGUGCACCAAAUCAGACUAAACCAACAGUUAGUUACACAUUCAACCAAGGUCGGCGCCUUAGAGGAAAAAGCAUGAGUUACGGUUUCCAACCACCACCACCCUACCAGCCGGGAGCACCUCCAUACCAGCCAGGAGCACCCCCACAGCCCGGCUUUCCCGGUGCUCCUCCUCCCUACCAAGGGGGGCAAUGUGCCGUCAUCAGGAACACCCCGUCUGGCCUGUGUCUUGAUGCAACUGAAUAUGAAGUCAAGUUGCAACAUUACACAGGUUCUCCAGCUCAGCAGUGGAUACUAGAGCCGGUUGGAGGAGGUGAUAGAUACGUUCUCAGAAACAAGGGAAAUGGGGCUGUGUUGGAUAUUGAAGGAGGGCCAGAUUGUGGUGCGAAUUUGAUUACUUAUGAGAGUCACGGGGGGCUUAAUCAACAAUGGUUUGUCAAUCCUGACCAUACCAUUACUAGUGCCGCUGCAAACUUGGCUGUGGAUGUGUGUGAUGGUAAUUGCUUCCCAGGGAAUAUUCUCAUUGCCUAUGAUAGACAUGGGGGCCCUAAUCAGCAAUUCCACUUGGAGUACCACUAAAUUUUGGCUUAAUUAUCCCUUGGGAUACUUUAAGUAUGUUCAAAUAAUACUAUCUGUUCAGAUAAGGGCUAAAUUGUUACAUUUAGGGUCAUUGUCAAAUGAAAUAUAAUUUACUGUACUUAGUAUUUGGGGCCUUAAAUCGGAGUUAAACACAAUUUAUUUCCAUUUUUUUAUUUAAAAUACGAAUUUUUUUAUUUGAAGUUUGUUCAUUUUUUGAUGUACAGGGCUGCCAAUAAGUAAUAGCAACAAAUUAAUUUUCCCUAAGACCAAAAAUGUUUCACCUCCAUUAAAUAAAAAUAACGCUGUUGCCUUUAAAAUAAAUGUUAUAUUGGGAAGUAUAUAAUUCGGACUGUGUUAAUGUAAAUUUGUUAUAUUUUUCUAAAUAAGUAUAUAAAAUAUUUAAAGCUA